AUGGCGUCAACAGUCCAGCCAGCGGAACAAGGAAAUGAGCAUAACUUUGGACACUACCCGAAAUGGAGAGCGAAAAAGAAAGCAAAAUCACGGCGAAAGUUACAUCCGACCCUCGUACUAAUACAUCGGCUUUUGGAACAGGAGAAAGUACUAAAGGAUAGAUCUCGUCCGCUGCGUACUUAUGACGAGAUACACGAGGCCAUUGAGAGGCGCAUUCAGACUCGUGACCUCUCUGACGCCGUCACGAUAUCAAGGAAACAGCUACAAGGGACGGAUAGUCAGGAGGACGACGGCCAGGCCAGAAGUCAGGUCUCUGAGGACGAAUCCUCAGAGGAGGAGGAUGAAGAGGUGAAACGCAUGGAUUUUACGGAAUCUAUUCUAUUGAAUGCCAAGGAUAGCACGAAAUCGGCUUCUUACUGGCAAGCUCUCAAAGUGUUUCGCUACUUUUUGGCAACCAAUCGUCAGGGCACUCUCAUCUCACUCAUAGCUCUCCGUGCGCUCAACUUUCGCACCGCGGGUGUGGUGCAGGCCUUUGAGAAGGCCGAGGGAACUACUCUCUUACUAAAUCUCCUCUCAGUGGAGGACCCACCGGUUCAGAUAGGUGCGAUGCGUGUCCUCCUCAAACUCUCAACCAUAGCCUACUUCGCUCGGCUCAUUGUCCACCUGGGUGGUAUCGAGGCUCUGCUGGAAAAUUUACAUCAACCGAAUGAACAGAUAAAACGAGCCGCCGCCAGAAUCCUCACCAAGCUCUGUAUCCUCAAGAAGGCUCGUAAAAAGCUCUGUGCCCAGGAUGGAGUCCCAUUGUUUGUCUGCAUGCUGGACGAGUACACACAAAAGCUUCAGGAAAUUCACAGCGCGGGAAGCCGUGAAAUGCGUUUCCUAACCGCGACCAACAGGCGAAACUCCGUUUCCCUGGGCACAUCCCUGAAGACUCUUGAACGCAGAAUCGAACAAAAAAGGCGACCCAUUGACAGCCUACUGGUAACAAUAUGCAGUGCCCUAGGGGCCUGCUCCAAGAGUCCCGAGGGCCGUCGGGCUAUGCGCGAGACCGGAAUGGUUUCCAUCCUUGGCAGAUUAGUCCCCCUGGCUCACUCGGAGGUGCUGGAGUGUAUCAUGGGCAUCCUGGAAUUGUGCUGUCAGGAGAAGUACUUCCGAGUCUCCGUCUGGACUGAAGGUAUGGUACCCAAACUGGUUGACUGUCUCAAGGCCUCCACACUCAAUGUAAAAAUACGCUGCUCUCUGACUCUCGCUAGGUGCUGCAGCGAGCCUUGCGUACGUGACGGUCUACGGAAACUGAAGAGCCUAGAGAUGAUGAACAGGUUUCUGACCUGGGAACUCACCAACUCUGACGGCGCAAUGGAGAGUCUGCGAAGGGUCGCUAAUGUUCGAGGUGGGAUGCAAGAGGAUGAGAACUUUAUUAACGCCCUUCUGUUGCGUUACUCUGUCAGACAGGCGGCAAAGCCUGUCAGGAGGGAGGAUCAACAACAACAGCAACCGCACGGUGUCAAGCUGAACCUGCUGGCCAGUCAGGCAGCGUCAGGCAAGGAGGAACGCAAAAAGCGCGCCAAGGAGGCCAUGGCCUCUACAGACCACGAGACAUUCCUCUCGGGCUUAACACGCCUCCUCUACAAGGUGUGUCUUUCCCCUGAAAAUGCAAUCCAUCUCUAUCGUCUGGGCUCAGUACAGCACAUGAUCCGCCUCAUCACCGAACUGCCCCGUCUUUUUGGCCCCUUUCGAAGACCUGUUUGUUCGGCCUCGGAGAAGUUGAAUGGUUUUGACAGGGCGGAGAAGAUUGUCAAGCACGCACUCUGCGCUCUUGCUCUCAUGGCUGAUCUGCCGGAGAUUAGGAACGCUAUCGCAACCAUGUCGGAUGGCAUACGACCCUGGUUGGUGCUUCUGCGACUCGCAAUCGAUGAUCUCAUGCCAGCCACCUGCGCCUCCAUUCGCGUCCUUCUGAUGAAUGCCUCGAUUAGGAACGCCUUUAUCGAGCACGGCGGUGUUCGAAUGCUGUUCGCUUACGUGACCAAUGGACAGAGGGAUGCAAAGUUGGAGGCCUUGCGCACUAUACACACCUGCCUGGAGAACAUCCAGAACACGGGCCGUGUGCUGAAGCCUCUCACCUCCUCCAUGGACACCAUUGUGAGUUUCAUUCGCAGCCUCAAGACUGACGAGGAGAUACAGCGUGCUGCUCUGGAGACCAUUGCCCAGAUGGCUCGUGACCGGAACACCCUUGCCAUUAUGACCGAUUUGGGUGUGACUCAGGAGAUCUCUCGUUUGUUAUCUGUGGCGACUGAUGACGAGAUGUGUAUCAGCAUCUGUCACGCCCUGGCCGCAUGCUCCUACUAUGGCAAGAACGCCUUCUACUUUGGUGAUACCAACUGUAUUCCCGUGCUUGCUGCCCUAAUGAAGUCUCGUAACGAAGCGCUGCGAAGUGCGGCCGUGAAGGCAAUCCACGGGCUCAGUUUCGAUCCGGAAAAUGCGGCGCAGAUUUGGGGUGCGAAUAUAUGCAAACUACUGACCUCCCUGGCGGCUGGAAACGAAGAGAGUACACAGAAGGCGGCCACGGGCACCCUCACCAACAUACGACACCUCGAGUUCAUUGCAACAUAUCAGUUCAAUUGA
Spirometra erinaceieuropaei is the source of this 2622-nucleotide messenger RNA. Lineage: Eukaryota; Metazoa; Platyhelminthes; Cestoda; Diphyllobothriidea; Diphyllobothriidae. The record is from the annotation of a GenBank genome assembly.